AUGCAUUCGUAUUUGACUUACCACCUACUCAUAAUCUCAUUACAAGUGUGUCUCAGCCAAGUGGUGCGGCCCGAUGUUGCCAAUGUGGUGCCGUUUGCACCCGCAACGCCACCAAUCCCAGCGAUAUGUGCUGACAGAUCCGCUGCCGCCGUUCCACCGCUCCAAUCAAAUGCACUGCGUUUUCGUUUACCAUUUAUGGAUAUGAGAAUAGAAAAUGAACGAAAUUUGCAUGUAAUGCAUGAAAUUGCCACACAGCGGCUUUUUGUUUUGCACGGCCGGGAAUUGUACGAAUUGAUUGUAAGUGGCCAGGAGAAACGUUUGUCCCUAAUUGGCGCGCUGGCAGGCAGUGUAAGGCAACAGGAGCCCAUAGCAGCAGAGGUAAUUUUUUGGCGUAAAUAUUUGCUGUUGGUGAUCGCUUUGGAAGACUUUCUGGAGAUUUAUCAAUUGCCUGCUGGCUUGUUGGCGCAAAAUGCUGAGGCAGCAAAGUUGGGUCAAGUAGGCAUCGAUACAAUAACAAAUUUCGAGCCAAUACAACAACUUAUGCUAAACGGUAGAUUUCGUAAGCUGUUUCUGAUCAAUGUAGCCGACGAACGUGUUAUGCUUUUAACGGCGGUUAACUAUACUAAGCUGCAAUCGAAAUUGCGAACUUAUGAGUGGUCGAAUACAUUUUUCGACAUGGUGGAGGAGCUCACAUUACCGGCUAUUCAUGUGUUGGAAGUCAUUGGCACGGCGCCAAAAUUUUUGCUAAGUGGACGUCUUAUCAAACAUCAAGGCCGGACCAUUAUCGUUGUAUACGAAAUACAUGCCAACGAUUUGCAUUUACGUAAUCGCCAAACUCUCACCAUACCCUCACGCACCAUACACGCAUUCACGUACCGUGGCCGCAAUUAUCUCAUCGGUUGUACGGCGCAGCAACAGAAGUGCAACUUAUUUCACAUGAAGCGGCAAGAAGCACAAUUCUCGAUAUUUCGUCAAUUCAACGGUAAAGAUUUGACAUUUGAUCGUUUCGCAGCGGGUGCACACUUUUUGGUGGGUGCCCAUCAACGGACUGUGAAUAUUUAUCCAACUUCACGGCUGGACUGCUAUGCCAGCUUUAGCGCCAACGAAAGCGACAUCACUGAGAUAGUAACGCACGUGAGCCCACAGGAUGGCUCCUUUGUGCUGCUCAAUUAUCGGCGUCCUUUUCAUACUUUGUUACGCAUUGUAGAAGUUGAAGCGGCGGAUGGACAACGACUAGGUGCUGCGUCUGCGGCGUUAAAUGACACUGGAAUGGAAGAUUUAAGUGACUUACAACAACAUCGCCACCUAUUCGAAGGAACUGUAGAACGUUUGCGAAGCUUGCUAUUACAACGCAAGUUAGCUAUGGAUGUCUUCCGUAGAGCUGCUGCCAUCGUGCGACCUAAACUGCAGCGAUUUAAUGCGCCAAAUCCAGUGCGUUUGCAUGCGGGUAACAUUGGAAUUGUAAGAAUUUUGGGUGAGACACUACAGAGUCCAGUACAGCUGAUGAGACGUGUGGAGGCCAUCCGUAUGCCAAGACGUAGCUUGCGUUUUACGCGCGAGGUAUUUCAAAGUAACGGUUUUGUGUUGGAUAUGCCGCGUAUUGCUAAGAUUCGACAGUUACAAGUCGGUAACCUCCACUACAAUGGCACACUUCUACCUGGUUUCCACUUGGAUAAUAGCUCGAGUAGCCGCCUUCCCACGCUCUCGAUACGCUCUGCCGUCCGCACCAAAAUUUUGAGCACACCGCAGCUAUUAACGCGUCACUCAUCGCGCCUAUUUCGCCAAAAUGCCAACGCAUCUGUCGAUUUACCUAUUCGGGUGCGUGAUCUGAAUGUGGCACGUAUUAAUGAUGUUUCCGUUUCGGAUUUUUUGAAUUCGUUAUUUUUACGUAAUCGUGAUCGUAAGUUAAAGGGUAGUCUGAUAUUGCAAGGCGAGACAAGAGUGGAUGCACUUUGGACACCUUUACUGAAUAAUUUAGUUGUUGCAAAACUUUUCAACCUAAAAGAGCCACAAAUUGUGAGUUCGAGAUUUCUGAUAAAUUCAAUAACUGCAAAGGACGUGCAGGUGGAAUUGGUGAAUGGCUUGCAUUUUGAAGAGGAUGUGGCGUUCAGCGGCCGUGAUGACGUAAUUGAAACUCCUGUGGAAAUACGACAAAUGAGUAUCGCGGGCGACUUACUGGUAGACUACAAACCGAGGAUGGAGCGUGACAUAGCUGAUGAAGAUUCACAAUUUCAGCAAUUCUACACCGGUAAAGUUAUCAUCAAAGGCUCCUUGACGGUGGAUAAUUUAAUGCGUGAGAAUAAAAUGGCGACUGCGGUCUUUGUGAAUGGUCUGCCCUUCUCUGAGACGAUGCUGAAGGAGAUCUAUUUAUUGCAUAAUGCAACACAGACUUUCAACACACCCGUGAAGUUUGGCAACGCUAAAGUCACCACGCCACGAUUCACCACCAACCGUUUAGAUGGUCAUCCUACCAUGCAACACUUACUCACCACUGGUCAUUCGCCGCUCGAUAGUCCAUUGCUGCUCAUAUUUAUGCGGGCCAGGGUGGAUGGCGAUUUGAUAUGUAAAUCAUAUAAGUCGAAGCUACUCGAAUUAGCCACAGAUGCAGUGCGUCAUGGUGAUUCAGCCAACAUAACCGGUACGAAGACUUUCCGCGCGCCACUUACUGUCGAUCAUCUAAUUACCGACAAGCUGAAUAACGUAACAGCCGAUGAGUUGAUUCUGAAGUCAGAGCUGCUGCAUGAGCUACAUUUUAAAGGCAACAAAUCCUGCAACAAAUUGGUGGUCACCGGCAAGGCAAUCGUAGAAGACCGCCUCCAUAGCACUUUUGUGAAUGAUGCGCAUGAAAAGACGCCAAUGCAGCGUGAUUAUUUUAUCAAGCAUUUGCAUUUGCCCUAUCACUUGCAAGCUAACAACAUUGUUGUACAAAAGAUCAAUGGCCUUGCCUUCGAUCAGAUUUUUGAUAGACUUUCCGUGGUGAAUGAACAGUUGGUGUUGCGCAAGGAUCUGCUGGUCAAAGGAAAUGUGCAAUUUAUUGAGAAUCUGCAAGUGAACAAAAUAAAUAAUAUAUCUUGGCCAGAUUAUGUGAAAAACUUGGUGCGUUUAAAUGAGAAUGCCGUAGUAAAUGGUACCGCAUGCUUCCUGCAGGGUCUCACGGUCAAGAAUGCACUACACACGCCACUGAUCAACAGCGUUAUUAUGGAAGAUGUCUUCAGUAAUGUGCUCUUAAAAUCGAAACCGCAGCGCAUAACUGGCCACUAUACAUUUGGCAGCUUACGCUUGACGAAUCUGGAUGUUGGAAUCAUUAAUGAUAUAGCCACAGAUACUUUUAUAGACACGCGCACAGAAAACCUUACUUUGCAUGGCGAUUUUAUAGUACCAAAAUUAACGGUACACGGCAAUUUAGUUGGCAAUUUCGAGAAUACUUUCCAAUUCGCGACACUCAACGAGCAGUUGCAACAGCUAACACAACGACGCUGGCGAAAUUUAGUGGUGCACGGCAAUGCUUACUGGAAUGAUACAGCGAUACGCAGCAGCAGCAUCAGUACGAAACAAUACGAACAAUUGCAAUAUUUGUACCGACACGCGGUGCGACGCAGUGGUGAUCAGGCGAUUUCUGGCACCGUAUACAUGACACAACCGCUAAUUAGUAGAAUGCGCACGCGCACCACAUUCCCCAAUGGUGUGGACCUUGCGCACAUAGCGCGUGAUUGCCUAUUGAAGAACACAACAGCGCCGCAGACGAUAGUAGGCGCGAAAUUGUUUCACAAACCCUUACGACUGCAGCGCGCUUUGGUUGAGGGUCCGCUGGCGAUUACUACACUUAACGCGGUAGAUGUGCAACUCUUCCAUGCGUCUCUCUACCGGCGCUCGAGCGGCGUGCCUAUUGGCGGACCUUUAUACUUCAAGGUAGCACCCAUUAUUGGACAACUGAUUGUGCAAGGUCAAGUGAAUGGCAUGCCAACGUCACAGGUUUAUACGCCAGCAAGGGGUGCGUUGCCACCCGUAAGGGUGCAUAAUUUGGUGAUCGAUGACGCGCUGCAGAUCGGCGAUAUUAAUGGGCAGAGCUUUGAUUAUUUGCUGAAAAAUAGAAUCAAGCUAAAUGGUGAGCCACAAGAAGUGCAAGGCUACCUGAUAUUCGAACACCUGGUGACCAACAACGAAACGCUACUGCAGUCCAUCAAUGGCGUGCCGAUCGAUGAUUUGAUAUACAAGAAAAGCGAUCAACUGCAAGUGAUCGCCGGUCAAAAGUUGAUUGAUGGUAAUCUAAUCUUCAAUGGGCCCUCGCAUGUGACGCGUUUGAAUGGGCAACGGCUGGUGGACGCAUAUCAGCAAAGUAUUUUCACUACGGCGAACUAUCAUUUCGAUAAUCUUACCAUAGAUCAAGGUAUAUUUGUGAAGGGCUUAGUGCUUGUUGCCGAUAUGCCGCUGCACGCUAGAGGGCGCACGUUAUCUAAUAGUACUGCAGACCGCACCGAAGACGAGGAGCCGGCGCUAGAUGAAGCGAACUUACUUGAGGAGCAUACCAAUCAGCUGGCAGGCGACGACGCUUUCCGCGAACAGCUAACAAUUGCCGUUAAUCAGCUGAGCAAUCUACUGAGCGCGCGGAAUGCCACCAGUUUGCUGGCUGAUGAGCAAAACGCACAUUUGCUAUACCUCGACUUUGACUUCGAUACACAGGUACUGCGGCAGUAUGCUAACGAAAGUGUAGAUGAGACCUUCCUCUACGAACAGCGGCAUGUAACGCCCUGCGAGCAUCGGUUUCUACAAGUGCAAUCUGCGCUACACAACCGUCGUCUCUAUACAAAUGUUACCACGAGUUUUUUGUACGCCAACGCUGGCGCGAUAUCGGCGAAGGCACAAAACUAUUGCGGCGAUCGUUUUAAGAUAAAGAGUAAAAUUACCGUUAACGGCUUGAAAGUAGCAAAAGUAUUUGGCAUGCGAAAAUAUAUUGAGAGCAUUGAAUUAUUUGUGGAUGCUAAUCAUACCUACCUGCUGUUGCAUGCCAUCGAUGAGGCGCGCAAUCGCAAUGAAGUGCGCGUGCUGCGUAUUGAUGAUGCGCUCGACGAAGUUAAAGAUUGGCAAACCAUACCUUUUGGCAUAGGCAAGUCAGUGCAACUCUACCAGCUGGAUAACUUAACGGUGUUGGCUAGCGCUGCUUUGGUAGGCAAUCAACAAGCUGUCAGCAUUUACCAUUUCAUGCCACAGACGGCGCACUUUAAACUCGCGCAAGUCAUCGAUGGUCCCUAUGAUGUUAUGGCGCUGGUAGCUGUAGAACCGCAUCACUAUCAAUUGUUGCUGAGUUGCCAUAAAUGUCAGCAUGUGAAUGUUUAUGAUUUGAGUAGCACGCCAAUGGAUCCGUAUAAACUUUUCCAGCUCAUUAAGUUGCCAAUACGCGUUGAUAAGUUGCACCCGUUCGCGAUGAGCGAUGGCGAACAAUUUCUGUUGAUUUUGGGCGAGCAGCAACAGGAUUUUUACCAUUUGUACAAAUAUGCCUCCAUACAGGGUUGGUUGCACAGUUCCGUCGGCUAUUUCCGCAAUAUACAAUUGGCUGUGCCGUUGAGUGAGAAGUUGGCGCAAUCGAAGGAUACUGAUUUGUUGUUGCUGUUGUUGUGCGGUGGCGGCGAAAUGGAAAGAUGCAGUGUGGUGCGCGCUAUUACGCAGAUAUGA
Messenger RNA from Rhagoletis zephyria (snowberry fruit fly), 5670 nucleotides. RefSeq lists its product as uncharacterized. Lineage: Eukaryota; Metazoa; Arthropoda; Insecta; Diptera; Tephritidae. The record is from RefSeq and is a predicted model, not a curated record.